AUGGCUUCUAGAGUGCUGCGCGAUGUCACCAACUACAAGCGUUCUCAACUGGCCGAUCGGCGACAGGCUUUCGAAGAACGCAAGGCUGAGCUCCUCGCUCAAACUCAAAAGAGCAGUGAUCCCAUCCAAACGCUCCUUGACGGCCUAAAAAAGCUCGGUCUCAAGUCAACAACUGCCCAGGCUUCGAACGGUGGAUUCUCAUUGUCCAACACCAGUCAGAUGCUGAUCCAGUCCACCUUUGAUGCUUCCAUUCCAUCGGCUCUUCCUUCAGCUUGGCAGGCCGAUCUUGAACGUCUCCUUACCAUCCAGUCUAACAAAUUCGAGUACACGGACUUGUUCUCACGCCUUGCUACCGAAUGGGUCGAUAAGCCAAACGAUGCCAACCUUCUUCUUGGUUCGCCUUUUGGAGGUGACAGCACUGCAGAGUCUUCGGAUACCGAGAGCUUCGAGUCGGUCCAGGUUGGUCGUGAGGAGAUGUAUCGCCAGCGUCAGGAGUGGGACUCUUUCGUCUUCACCGAGCGUCAAACAGACACAGAUGCCAUUGAGGCUUACCUCUCCGACCUCUUCAUUGAGCCUCAGCAGAAAAAGAAAGUCCACAAAACUGCUUUCGAUCAUCUUCAUAUUGCCUUCAACAAGUGGACUGUCACAACCAACACUUGCUCCAGUGAGGAUGUUGAGCAAGCUAUCAAGGCUGUCCUCAGUGCCGAUCUGCUCAGCGGUCGCAAGAGAGAUGAAUUGAUCGCACUCAGCAACGCUGGCAAGGGUGUGCUCACAGAGGUCGCCGAUGUCAUCAACAUGGAGAUUGCAAACCUGGGUGAUUGGUCCUGGAAGCCUUCACCAACUCCCACUCAGAUGAGAAAGCAGAUCAAUGGAAAGUACAGAGUUUACAUGAACCCUGAGAUCCACCAAGCUCUUCUCUUGCAGUACAUCGGCACUCGAUUUGCAGUGUCUUCGAAGGCUAUCUUCAAAGCUUUCAUUCGCUCCAAAGCAUGGCCAAAGUCUGCUCACAGUGCAAUGUCCUCCAAGGACCAUGCCCGUUUCGCCUUCUAUCUUGGAGGCGAGAACAAGGUCAACCACCAGAACUCGGUUCUCCAGGCCCGUCGCGACCAGUUCCAGAACGAUUUCUUUUUGACACAGCUUCCCGAUAAGAUCGAGGAAGUCAGUCGUGACUACAACGCUUCCGACGACUCGGACGAUGGAGACUCUGACAAGAAGUCGCCUCUCGAGAUCAAGCAGACCCUUCUCAGAUUGGCUACGACCGAGCUUAUGGUUCAGCGCAAGGUCUAUGGAAGCUUCACCCUCUGUCAAACCGACUUCAAGUGGUUCGGUCCCAGUCUUCCUCACAGCACCAUCUUCACUGUCCUGAGCUUUUUGGGUAUUGAGGACUCCUACAUUGAAUUCUUCAAGAAGUAUCUCUCCAUGUCACUUAUCUUCCCCCAGGACGGCCCCAACUCGGAGCCUCGUACACGUGUUUGUGGUGUUCCUAUCAGUCAAACACUCAGCGAUGUGUUCGGCGAGAUAAUACUCGCCUGCCUCGAUUUUGCCGUCAGCAAGGCAACCAAGGGUCGUUGUCAGCUCUACCGCUUCCAUGAUGACGUCUGGUUCUGGGGUCAGAAGGGAGACUGCGAGGUCGCCUGGGAAGCUAUCAAGAAGUUCACAAAAGUCAUGGGUCUAGCAUUGAAUGAGGAGAAGACUGGAACUGUUCAUGUGAGCGACAAGGGUGAAAAGCCUUCGAGCUCCCUUCCCAAAGGGCCUGUAAGAUGGGGCUUCCUGGUCUUGGAUCCUGUCAAGGGACGCUGGGUCGUUGACAUGGCCAACGUUGAUCAGCACAUCGCUGAGAUGCGCCUCCAAUUUGCGCAGUGUCGCUCGGUCUUCUCUUAUGUUCAGGCCUGGAACAGCUACAUGGGCCGAUUCUUGGGAAACAACUUUGGACAUCCUGCCAACUGCCUUGGCAUCGAGCAUCUCGACAUGGUAUUCUCCACCUUCAAGUACAUCCAGAAAAAGCUCUUCGAGGACGACGACAACACUACUGGCUGCGAGGAUGUCACCUCUUACCUCAAGUCCGUCAUUGAAGAGCGUUUCGGGACCAAGCACAUUGCCAAUGUCUUCCUGUAUUGGCCUGUUGAGCUCGGCGGUCUUGAGCUGCGCAACCCUUUCAUACCACUCAUGACUGCUCGUGAGAACUCUGAAACUCAACCCAAUGACAUUCUCGAAAUUGCUUGGGAGCAGGACGAGGAGGAGUAUGACGACUACAAGCGAGCGUUCGAGAAGAACAGAUCCAAGCACUUUGUUGAGGUGCCCCAUGGAUGUGACGCAGAGAAGUUCUUCUCUUUCGAAGAAUUUGUUCGCUUUCGCGAGGAGACUUCUCCGUAUCUCAAAGCUGCUUACGACCGCCUUCUGGAUUCGCCCACAAUCGAGAGUCUGGUGUACACUCGCUUCAUCGAGUAUGCAUUGAACACUCUCCCACUCGAGUUCCGCACAUCUAAGCACAUCAAACCCCACUUCACUGCCAUGGACGUCUACUGGCGCUGGACCCUUCAUCUCUAUGCGGCCGAAGCCAUGGAGAGGUUCGGUGGAUUGGGUCUGGGUGAGAAGGAAAUGUUGCCAGUCGAGCUGGUUAACCUUCUCAGAAGCGAGAGAGUGCGUUGGCAGGGAUGA
Aureobasidium melanogenum CBS 110374 is the source of this 2658-nucleotide messenger RNA. RefSeq lists its product as uncharacterized. The coding region runs from base 1 to 2658 and encodes 885 amino acids. Lineage: Eukaryota; Fungi; Ascomycota; Dothideomycetes; Dothideales; Saccotheciaceae. The record is from RefSeq and is a predicted model, not a curated record. The transcript has a single exon.